Molecule: messenger RNA, 978 nt
Organism: Neomonachus schauinslandi (Hawaiian monk seal)
Lineage: Eukaryota; Metazoa; Chordata; Mammalia; Carnivora; Phocidae
Product: zinc finger C2HC domain-containing protein 1A-like
Source: RefSeq, a predicted model, not a curated record
AUGGAGGGACUGGAAGAAAAUGGAAGUGUCCAGGUGGGAGAAUUGUUACCUUGCAAGAUUUGUGGAAGAACGUUCUUUCCAGUGGCAUUAAAAAAACAUGGACCCAUUUGCCAGAAAACUGCCACUAAAAAACGGAAGACUUUUGAUUCAAGCAGACAGAGGGCUGAAGGAACUGAUAUUCCAACAGUAAAGCCUCUUAAACCUAGGCCUGAACCACCAAAGAAACCAUCUAAUUGGAGAAGAAAACAUGAAGAAUUCAUUGCCACCAUAAGAGCAGCUAAAGGCCUUGAUCAGGCACUUAAAGAGGGUGGAAAACUUCCUCCUCCUCCUCCACCUUCUUAUGAUCCUGAUUAUAUUCAGUGUCCAUAUUGCCAGAGGAGAUUUAAUGAAAAUGCAGCUGAUAGACAUAUUAAUUUCUGUAAAGAACAGGCAGCAUGUAUUAGUAAUAAAGGCAAAUUUUCUACUGAUACCAAAGGAAAGGUGACUUCUCGGACACAUUAUAAGCCGCCUGCACUUAAAAAGUCAAAUUCUCCUGGAACUGCACCAUCAGGAUCUUCACGAUUACCACAACCAAGUGGCACUAGCAAAACUGUUGUAGGUGUGCCUUCAGGUAAAGUGUCUUCAGUUAGCAGCUCUUUGGGAAACAAACUUCAGACCUUAUCUCCCUCCCAUAAAGGGACAGCAGCCCCUCAUGUAGGAAAACGAGGAACCAUCAAACCUCGAAAUUCCACACCACCUAGUUUGGCACGAAAUCCUUCCUCAGGUGUUCUUACAAACAAAAGAAAAACAUAUACUGAGAGCUACAUAGCCAGGCCAGAUGGAGACUAUAUAUCUUCACUUAAUGGCGGAAACGUUAAAGGCAUAGAAGGAAAUUCAACAGGACACUUACCAAAAUUCUGCCAUGAGUGUGGGACUAAAUACCCUGUAGAAUGGGCAAAGUUUUGUUGUGAAUGUGGCAUUCGAAGAAUGGUUCUGUGA